UCUCUCUCCCUCUUUGACUCUCUCUCUCUCUGCAUCAUGUCUGCUUCAUCGGAUUCAAGAAUUCUGAAAAUAGGCAUAGUAGGCUUUGGCCCCUUCGGCCAGUUUCUGGGAAAGACCAUGAUCAAACAAGGCCAUAUUCUAAGGGCAACUUCACGGUCAGAUUACUCUGAACUCUGUGCCAACUCGGGUAUCUCAUUCUUCAGGGAAGUAGGUGCAUUUCUUGAAGCCGAAAAUGAUGUCAUUCUGAUAUGCACAUCAAUCCUAUCUCUACAAGAGGUUCUCAAAUCAAUGCCAUUCCAUCAUCUGAAACGGCCAACACUUUUCGCAGACGUACUCUCAGUUAAAGAGCAUCCAAGAAACGUUCUAUUGCGAGUACUGCCACAGGAGUAUGACGUGCUUUGCACUCACCCUAUGUUUGGACCAGAGAGCGGGAAAGAUGGGUGGAAGGAUCUAAACUUCAUGUACGAGAAAGUUAGAAUAAGAAAUGAAGCUAUCUGCUCAAGCUUCCUCCAAAUUUUUGAAAGCGAGGGUUGCAGAAUGCUCAAAAUGUCUUGCGAAGAACACGAUAAAUUGGCUGCUAGAAGCCUGUUUUUAACUCAUACCAUUGGCAGGGUUCUGUCAGAAAUGGAGAUCCAGUCCACAUCUAUAAACACAAAGCGCUUUGAAACACUUGUUCAGUUGAAAGAGGGCACCAUGAACGAUAGUUUUGAUCUGUUCAGUGGGUUAUUUGCACAUAAUAGAUUUGCCCAGCAAGAGCUACAAAACCUUGAACUUGCAUUGCAGAAAGUUAAACAGAAGCUGAUAGAGAAGAUGAAUGAGGAGAAGGAUUUGAACGAUUCUAAAGACGUGGAGUACUCUCAUUAAGAAAGAUGUAUUAAUAGAUAUUGCUUCAAGCUAUUUUCUUGUAUUUGAAGGAUAAGCUUUGAAGGAUAAUCUAAACCUUUUAUUUUUGGGGGGUAUAAGUAAUGUAAUAUUUUAUUAA
Molecule: messenger RNA, 982 nt
Organism: Quercus lobata
Lineage: Eukaryota; Viridiplantae; Streptophyta; Magnoliopsida; Fagales; Fagaceae
Product: arogenate dehydrogenase 1, chloroplastic
Exons: 7
Coding region: 37-864 (275 amino acids)
Biological process (GO): L-tyrosine biosynthetic process
Molecular function (GO): prephenate dehydrogenase (NAD+) activity; prephenate dehydrogenase (NADP+) activity; NAD+ binding
Source: RefSeq, a predicted model, not a curated record